Penicillium manginii is the source of this 351-nucleotide messenger RNA. RefSeq names its product L-rhamnose mutarotase. The record is from RefSeq and is a predicted model, not a curated record. Lineage: Eukaryota; Fungi; Ascomycota; Eurotiomycetes; Eurotiales; Aspergillaceae. Gene Ontology annotation, molecular function: racemase and epimerase activity, acting on carbohydrates and derivatives. Bases 1 to 351 code for a protein of 116 amino acids. The transcript is spliced from 3 exons.
AUGGCCCCAGUCCGCAGAAUCGCUCAAAUCGUUCACCUGAAGCCCUCCGCCGUGGCUGCAUACAAGGAAUGCCACGCCAAUGUCUGGCCCGAAGUGCUCCAACAAAUCAAGGACUGCAACAUUAAGGACUACUCCAUAUUCUUCGACAAUGACCGCACCCUGUUCGCUACUAUGAAGUACGUCGGCACGGACUUCGAGGGCGAUAUGGAGAAGAUGAGAGCGAAUCCCAAAGUGAGAGAAUGGUGGGCUAUGACCGAUGGCAUGCAAGAGAGUCCCAUUCCCGGUGCCGUGGGCAGUGCCGAUGGACCCGGAUGGUGGAAGGUCCUGGACGAGGUUUUCUACAACGAAUAA